Messenger RNA from Cuscuta epithymum, 9321 nucleotides. The record is from the annotation of a GenBank genome assembly. NCBI's taxonomy places the organism in Eukaryota, Viridiplantae, Streptophyta, Magnoliopsida, Solanales, Convolvulaceae.
UUAACCGUUUGAUACGAAUAAGAUCACUUGAAUUUAUUAUUUUGCUAGAAGACAUUUAUUAUUCCGAUAUAAAAUACGAUGUUGGGAUAUAUUAUCCCGGCCUAUUACUGUUCAGGAGUCCAAGGCUUUACGUAGUACGGAGCCCGAGCAGCUAGGCCCAUUUCGGCCCAUCCGGCCCACUUUAGCCAUUUGGGCCCACUCCGGCCCAUGCGGCCCAUUAGGGUGGAGAGCAUCCCCUUUCCCUAUUCUCUAUAAAUAUGGGAGUUUCCCUCCAUAUUAGGGAUCCCUUCCUUCUUCCUUCUUCCUUCUUCCUGUAGAAUAGCUCAAAUACUCCAUUAAUGGGAGCUUGUACAAUGUAACGGUGAGGAGAGUCCUAAUGAGAAAGAGGGGGCUUGGACAUUAGCCUAAAAAGUCCCGUGGUUUUCUCCCUUUCGGGUUUCCACGUAAAAACUGAGUGUUCAUACAUAUAUUUACUAUAUCGUGUUGGAUUAAACUCAACACUGGCGCCGUCUGUGGGAAUCUGUCCAAAAAGAUUCAUGUAUUCUGCUAUUCUUGAGUUUCUACGAGAAAAAUUCAUACGAAGCGGACUGAUUCCAGCAAAAAAGAAGAAGAAAAAUCCUGGAAUUUGGGGUCUGGGAGAUCCCAGAUUUGAAGCGGAAUCAACAGGAAUCACCGGGGCUAUCUGUGCUGCACCACGCACCUUAGGCCGGAGGUCGCUGCCCUUCGGAAACCAUCCUCCUCGAUUCCAGACCUCGCCGCAUCAACGGACGAGUUUCCACCUCCGUCCACCUGCGUCGACAUCUCAACCCCCGUCGGAGUACGCCCAGCGGCUGAAGCUGGCCCCCUCGCCGCCGCCGUAUCGUCCUUGUCGACCUCCUUGCUCCCCUAGCUUCACUACACCCAGGAGAAGGUCCGCCAUUAAUGGCUGCCAGGAGCUCCGGGGAUGGCAAAUCGCGAACCAACGCACCCAUAUGGCCUGAGGAAGCCUUGUGAGCGUUGCCGGAGUCCUAGCGACCCCACUCCCGGUCUAUCCCUCCGCCGUGGAUGCUGCCUGAGGAAGCUUGGCCGUCACCCCUAGGGAUAAAGCUACCUGGGACCUAUAGUAGCUAUCUGUAGCUAUCUGCUACCCUGUUGACUAUAGGGAUAGGCUACCAAAAUGCCAGCUUGCGGAUGGGAAGGAUGAAUAAUUGGGGGCCUUGGACAAUUUUGACUAGAUCAAAGUUAGCAACAUGGAACAACCGAACUCCUAUGGCGAACGUCCCCAUUAUUUUAAAAGCUAAGUGCCCACACUUUAAGUCGGUACAAUUAUUUAUUGAUGCUAUAGAGUAAUUUUCUUGCUAUUAGUUAAUCUGUUAUCAUCAUUAUUUAUGAGGGAUUAAAAUAUCCCGGAAUUAAAUAAUGUCGGGCAAACUCGAAUGAGUAAAGCUCUAGUGAUAAUGAGUUCACCGUCAUUUUAAUUAAUGAUGGGUUAUUGUGGGCCCGUUGGCCCGCUCGCGAUCGGCUUUAAUUAGUGAACGGAGCGUAUCUGAAUGACUUAUGGUAGGAUAAUACUAUUAUUACUACCCGUACAUCACUAUUAUUUAUUAGGGAUAAAAAUGUCCCGAAUUAAAUGAUGCGGAGCGAAGCUCUAGUGAUAGUUAGUUCGGCCAACAUUUUAUUAAAUGUUUAAUUGUUGGUGGGCCCGAUUAGCCCACUCUCGAUCGGCUUUGACUAGCGAUCUGAGCGUCUCCAGAGGGUAGUGCCCCGAUGACGCGUUUUGAUUUGGGGGGUUACGCAUUAGUCCGCACGGCACCGAGUGCUCGAGCAACGAUCGUACCCUAGUACCAUCUACGCCAUUAGGCGCAAAGUGACUAUUGCCGAACGUGGCCUAUGGGGCCCGAGGGCACCAAAGCACUCAACCUCGUUUUUCCGAGGGCAGUGCGACCAACUUGGGUCUGAGUGUGAAAACUCACAGACCGAUGAAUAUCUCUAUGUGACGUUCGGCGGGCUGCUAAUUGGCCCCGCCGCGAGCUGCUACGUCCAUUAACCCCGCACGAUGAGCCGGGCCGAGGGUCACGAUGACCCAUAGGCCGGUAAUCGUGGGUGUUAGAGAGAAGGCCAUGCAGAUGGUUAUGUGUGCAUAUUUAUUGUCGGGCCGUGCGGCCCGUUACCAUGCUUAUUGCGCAGUUGAAAUCACUCGACGCGCUCGAGUGAGAUGAUUAAAAGACGCUCGGCCCAAGUCUUGAAGACAUUCAGGGCCAGCUAAAGAGGAGACCAUCACGGCUGAGGACCGUGAGACGAGCAUCUCCACCCCAGAGACCGAUGGCCUAGGAGAGAACACCUAGAGGCCGAGGGUCUAGAGUGGACUACCACGGCGGAGGACCGUGAGACGAUCAUCCAUCAUUCAGAGGCUGAGGGCCUAGAGGAGACCAUCACGGCCGAGGGCCGUGAGACCAUCCUUACAUCAGGUCGGCCUCCCAUUGCCGACACUAUGAUAUCACGACCGGCCUCUCGGCACGGCGUGUGUUCCAUAUUUGAAGACCGGCCUCGUCCCCGCACUGCACGGAUGAGGACCGUUGCUUGUUUUCUCAUAUCGGCCUCUCAUUGCCGACACCGUUAUAUCACGACCAGCCUCCCGGCUCGGCGUUCUUUCCAUAUUUGAAGACCGGUUUCAUCCCCGCUCCUCGCGGAUGACGGCCGUUGCUUGUUUUCUCAGAUCGGCCUCUCAUUGUCGAUGUUAUUAUAUCACGACUGGCCUCCCGACACGGCGUGUUUAUCUUUGAAGACCGGCCUUGUCCCUGCCCCUCGCGGACGAGGACCAUUGCUUGAUUCUUUCAGGUCGGCCUCUUACUGCCGACACUAUCAUGUUAUGUUCGGCCUCCCGGCACGACAUAUUUAUCUUUUGAAGACCGGUUUCAUCCCCGCGCUGCGUGGAUGAGAGCCGUUGCUUGGAUAUAUCGGCUUGAUCGGACACUAUUGUCAUCUCCUUAUCAGGACCGACUGCUCAGCGACAUUAUGAUCAUUAUCGGCUCCCAAUGCCGACCUUCUUGAGUUAGCGAUCGGGCUCACCCCUCCCCUCCAGGAGGGUGACCAUCGCCAUCGCAUGACGACCAGCUAUUCCAUCGCCUCGUCAUUUUAUUCGUUUUUGUAUCCCACCACCAUUAUGUGUGACAUCACUUGUGGUCAUUCUUAGAACCGAUGAACGUAUUUUCCUCCCUCAAAAAAAAAAAACAAAAAAAGAAAAAAAAAAGAAAAAGAAAAAAAAGGAAAAAAAAAAAAAAUAAAAAAAAGAUGGGGAGAAGGGGAGAGAGAAGCUCCUAUGAGAGAGGGAGUCUUGACGAGGUAUGCCUGAUCUUCCUUCGCCGCGUAUGACGAACGUCUCCCGACGCGGAGGCUAGUAGGAACGUGGGGGGGGGGGCUAGACGUACCAAAGGGAACCUCGGCAAGAUAAACCAGUUCCUCCCAUGACCCGUGGUUCGACGAACACCUUCUGCCAGAGCAGAAGGCUAGUAGGGCCACGAGCAUGAGGCGACGAAGCAGGGAAUCCCGACGUGGAUAAACCGGUUCCUCCUUGCGAUCGUUGGAUGACCGAACGUCUUCUUCGAAGUAAGAAGAUUAGUAGGACCACGACAGGGACGAACGAAGAAUAGGGAAUCCCGACGUGGAUAAACCUGUUCCUCCUUGCGAUCGUUGGAUGACCGAACGUCUUCUUCGAAGUAAGAAGGUUAGUAGGACCACGACAGGGACGAACGAAGAAUAGGGAAUCCCGACGUGGAUAAACCUGUUCCUCCUUGCGAUCGUUGGAUGACCGAACGUCUUCUUCGAAGUAAGAAGGUUAGUAGGACCACGACAGGGACGAACGAAGAAUAGGGAAUCCCGACGUGGAUAAACCUGUUUCUUCUCAUAGUUGGGAUGACAAACGUCUCCUGCGGAACCAGGAGACCAGUACUCACGAGACUUGGGAAGAACGAAGAACCAGUUCUUUACCGGAGUCUGUUGCGUGCCGAGUGUACACCGCUUAGCGGUCCGUACAUAGGACCACGGAUACGGUAGACGAACGAAGACCAGCCCCAUGGGUCAGACACGCAGGACCAGUUCUCCACCGGAGUCUGUUGCGUACCGAGUGUACACCGCUUAGCGGUCCGUACAUAGGACCACGGAUACGGUAGACGAACGACGAUUAGCUCCCCAGAUCAGGUAGGAGGGACAUCGCCCGGAUUUAUUUCAGGCUCACCAUUCCUUCCCGGAUGGAGUCCUGGCAGACGAUCGGCUUCUCACAGCCAAUCAGGAGAGAUUUGACACAUCACCAGCACGGCCGAGGGCCGCGAGAGGCCGAGGGCCAUGAGAUGAUCAUCACUAUUUUUAUGCAUCACGAUCGGCCCCUCAGCGCCAUCGUGUUCUGAUUCACGGUUCGGAUCGCCCAUUCCCUUCCAGGGUGGCGACGAACGUCUUAUGCAUCACGAUCGGCCCCUCAGCGCCAUCGUGUCCUGAUUCACGGUACGGAUCGCCCAUUUCCCUCCAGGAUGGCGACGACCGUCUUAUGCAGUACGAUCGGCCCCUCAGCGCCAUCGUACCCAGCUCACGUUCGGCUCGUCCAUCCCUUCCAGGGUGGCGACGAACGUCUUAUGCAUCACGAUCGGCCCCUCAGCGCCAUCGUGUCCAGAUUCACGGUUCGGAUCGCCCAUUUCCCUCCAGGAUGGCGACGACCGUCUUAUGCAGUACGAUCGGCCCCUCAGCGCCAUCGUACCCAGCUCACGUUCGGCUCGUCCAUCCCUUCCAGGGUGGCGACGAACGUCUUAUGCAUCACGAUCGGCCCCCUCAGCGCCAUCGUGUCCUGAUUCACGGUUCGGAUCGCCCAUUUCCCUCCAGGAUGGCGACGACCGUCUUAUGCAGUACGAUCGGCCCCUCAGCGCCAUCGUACCAGCUCAUGUUCGGCUCGUCCAUCCCUUCCAGGGUGGCGACGAACGUCUUAUGCGUCACGAUCGGCCCCUCAGCGCCAUCGUGUCCAGAUUCACGGUUCGGAUCGCCCAUUUCCCUCCAGGAUGGCGACGACCGUCUUAUGCAGUACGAUCGGCCCCUCAGCGCCAUCGUACCCAGCUCACGUUCGGCUCGUCCAUCCCUUCCAGGGUGGCGAUGAACGUCUUAUGCAUCACGAUCGGCCCCUCAGCGCCAUCGUGUCCUGAUUCACGGUUCGGAUCGCCCAUUUCCCUCCAGGAUGGCGACGACCGUCUUAUGCAGUACGAUCGGCCCCUCAGCGCCAUCGUACCCAGCUCACGUUCGGCUCGUCCAUCCCUUCCAGGGUGGCGAUGAACGUCUUAUGCAUCACGAUCGGCCCCUCAGCGCCAUCAUGUCCUGAUUCACGGUUCGGAUCGCCCAUUUCCCUCCAGGAUGGCGACGACCGUCUUAUGCAGUACGAUCGGCCCCUCAGCGCCAUCGUACCCAGCUCACGUUCGGAUCGUCCAUCCCUUCCAGGGUGGCGACGAACGUCUUAUGCAUCACGAUCGGCCCCUCAGCGCCAUCGUGUCCAGAUUCACGGUUCGGAUCGCCCAUUCCCUCCAGGAUGGCGACGACCAUCUUAUGCAGUACGAUCGGCCCCUCAGCGCCAUCGUACCCAGCUCAUGUUCGGCUCGUCCAUCCCUUCCAGGGUGGCGACGAACGUCUUAUGCAUCACGAUCGGCCCCUCAGCGCCAUCGUGUCCUGAUUCACGGUUCGGAUCGCCCAUUCCCUCCAGGAUGGCGACGACCGUCUUAUGCAGUACGAUCGGCCCCUCAGCGCCAUCAUACCCAGCUCACGUUCAGCUCGUCCAUCCCUUCCAGGGUGGCGACGAACGUCUUAUGCAUCACGAUCGGCCCCUCAGCGCCAUCGUGUCCUGAUUCACGGUUCGGAUCGCCCAUUCCCUCCAGGAUGGCGACGACCGUCUUAUGCAGUACGAUCGGCCCCUCAGCGCCAUCGUACCCAGCUCACGUUCGGAUCGCCCAUUCCUUCCAGGGGUGGCGACGAACGUCUUAUGCAGCACGAUCAGCGCCUCUGUGCCAUCGUGUCUGGCUCAUGUUCGGCUCGCCCAUCCCUUCCAGGAUGGCGACGAACAUCUCUUAUGCAGCACGAUCAGCGCCUCUGUGCCAUCGUGUCUGUCUCAUGUUCGGCUCGCCCAUCCCGUCCAGGAUGGCGACGAACAUCUCUUAUGCAGCACGUCUGCCUCUCGGCGCUGACAUGCCCGGGUAAUCGAUGAGAGCCACCGCUUUCCAUCACAUCUCACAUUCCUUCUCCCAUACAUUGCACCCAUACAUUACAUGCAUUCAUGCAUUCAUGCAUCAUACCUCAUACAUUCAUACAUACACAUGAGCAUCGUGUUUUGACAGUACCGCGACGUCGGUUUAUAGAUGCAUGGACCUCUAAGCUUCUCCGUUGGAAAGCUCGAGUCAGAGUCCUUUACUCUCGCCUGAUGCAUUCAGGGGGAGUGUUCCCGUGGAGGAGCACCCUUCGCCCGACCCUGUUGAGAAGGGGGGUGCCUCACCGGCAGAUUACGUUCAGGAGUGCAGACACUCACUCAUAUAUUAUGAUUAUGUGAAGACACAGUUUCCAGCAAGACAGAGGAAGAGCGCAGGCAGAGUAUAUUUUCUCGAGCAGAUUCGCGAGCUCACUACUCAAGAAACUGGGGGACUUGUGUUGGGAUAUAUUAUCCCGGCCUAUUACUGUUCAGGAGUCCAAGGCUUUACGUAGUACGGAGCCCGAGCAGCUAGGCCCAUUUCGGCCCAUCCGGCCCACUUUAGCCAUUUGGGCCCACUCCGGCCCAUGCGGCCCAUUAGGGUGGAGAGCAUCCCCUUCCCCUAUUCUCUAUAAAUAUGGGAGUUUCCCUCCAUAUUAGGGAUCCCUUCCUUCUUCCUUCUUCCUUCUUCCUGUAGAAUAGCUCAAAUACUCCAUUAAUGGGAGCUUGUACAAUGUAACGGUGAGGAGAGUCCUAAUGAGAAAGAGGGGGCUUGGACAUUAGCCUAAAAAGUCCCGUGGUUUUCUCCCUUUCGGGUUUCCACGUAAAAACUGAGUGUUCAUACAUAUAUUUACUAUAUCGUGUUGGAUUAAACUCAACAUACGAAGAACAGUCCAAAUAUAUACUCCCUAUUUAUGAAUCUGUAAAAGAAACUAAAAUAAUUAAUAUAUGUAAGAAGAGUAAGAAAUAAAUUUUAGGAUGUUAUCGAUUUUGUCAAUUUGAAGUCUUUGCUGGGUGAAAUACGUAGUCAAUCGCCUCUAGCGUCUAUGUUUACAAACUUAGAAUAUGGGUGAUUACCAAACGUUUUGCACUUUGGAAAUAAUGUACUUAAAUAAUAUGGCGUGUAUUUUAAAUACAUUAAAAUGAAUUGACAACAGAAUAGUGUGAGAAGAUAUAGCUAUGCAUGUGCAUUUUUAUAAGUUUUAACGUUUCAGCAAAUUUGGGUUUAAAAUAAAAUUAAGGGAGACUAAUAAACACUCAGUGAAGGGAUUGAUCCUAUGGCACUUUUUCAAUUUUUGAAUAGAUAAAUACGGACUAUUAUUGUAAAUAUUAAUUUUGAAGGACCUUCCAUUUAAAGGUUCAAACAAUCAAAUACUCUUACCAACUUUUACCCAAAAAAAAAAUACUCUUACCAACAACGUAACAAACCUUUUAGCCUUUUACCCCUUCAAGCUUAUUACAUGUUAUAAGUUUAAAAGUAUUUCUUAAUCAUAACAAUUUCCCAAAUCUUCCCCUUUUUGUAUUUAGGGGUGCUAUCUUUUGUAAUACUUACAUUUAAAUCAGUAUUAAAAAAAUUAAAUUUUGUACAAAUAUCUUUCUAUAUAAUAAUAUAGCUAUAUAUGCUAAGAAAACAAACCCAAAUUAAAUUAAUCAAGCCCUCUACUAUAUAUUAUUGAUAACACACACUACUCACUCAUAAGUCAUAACACAUACGAAGUAUUACUCUUUCAUAAGCCGUACUCCGUCGUGAUUACACCUACCAUGUUAACACAUACUCUGCCGUAAUUUUUUGUGUGGUUGUACAGUUCGAUAAAAAUAAGUACCCAUAUAUAUUAGGUGAUAUAUAUUUAUUAACUUCACAAAUCUUCUACUAUUAAGAGAAAAUGCAUUUAAAUCAGUAUAGGGACGUAAUAGUUUCUUUUAUAAUUUUUUCAUCACAAAUCACAGAUUUGUUGCCUUCUAAACUUAUUGCAUGUUUUUCGUUCUUAGAAUGCCAAUUUGGAUGUAUAUCUGAAUUUUAUUUAGAAGGUGGGUAUUGAUGUUUUUUUUUCUAUGCAAAAACUGCAAACGUAAUUUCUUUGAAUGGUUUCCGUUUUAUAAAUUUCUCUGCAAAUGCCCAUCUUCAACAAACUUCUCUGACCAGUAUCUGGGCUUGUAUUGUUCUUGCCUGAAAAAACAUAUGAAAAAUUAUAUCAAUUCGGAGGAACAAUAGAUCUAUGCAAAAAUAUAUUUUGUAUAUGCAUUCUUGACUAUUGAGAAAUUACAGAGUUUACACUUACUCUGCAGUUUCUGCUGAUUUGUGAGAAACAUUUCGCCACAAAUAAGAGGUAUUUAUAGUCAUACUGUGAAUGUUGCAGGGGCAAGUGAGGAGCAAGUGCAGCCAGCUGGUUUCCAUACAACUGAAUACCUUGUCAGGGAACAAUUGGUAUAUAUUUUUUGACUAAUAAGAAGACGUUCACAUGUCCGACCUAUGUACUGGGAACAGUGCCCACCUCUGAUUUAGCCAAUAAGAACACAGCCAGUAUUUUCACCAAAAAUACUUCCGACCCAACCAUUUUAAGUCUACAGUCCCCACCUCACUUUUGACCAAUAAGAACACACCAACCAACCAUUUUAAUACUGCAUGCCGAUUGUAUACAUAUGUGAGCAAUCCCAACCUUUUUUUGGACCAAUUGUAAGACACCAAAUAUUAGUAGAGCUGCCCACCCGGUUGAACCAAUAGGAGCAUUGUACUUUAAUAAACUCUCACCAACUACCAAUCUUAACCACACAAAAGAAAUUUGAUAUUUUUAAUUUAUUUUUGCAUUUAAUUUUUGAUGAACAAAAAACCACCAAAGCAUGAUGUUGACACUUUUGAGGGGGAAAACCAAUUCACAAAAAACUGUCUCUUUAUAUAUUAAUAGAUGUCUAAUUUCUUAAAGUAUAUGAUAGUCCGUAUUUGAUAGUUUGAUAUACAAUACAUGAUAAAUUUGAGCUUUGAAGCGGAGAACAAUGUCUUAGGAAUUGCACUUUUGAACAAUGUCUUAUAGGUUUAUUAACUUCUUGGUGUUUCGCAAUUGGAUAGUUGUUUGUCAUUGUUGGAAAAAUGUGUGAAAAAUUGCAUUAAAUGGCUAUUUUGGGGCAAUUUUUUGAGUGGG